Panicum hallii is the source of this 2266-nucleotide messenger RNA. RefSeq names its product transcription termination factor MTEF18, mitochondrial. The record is from RefSeq and is a predicted model, not a curated record. Gene Ontology annotation, biological process: regulation of DNA-templated transcription; chloroplast organization. The transcript has a single exon. The coding region runs from base 197 to 1924 and encodes 575 amino acids. Gene Ontology annotation, molecular function: double-stranded DNA binding. Lineage: Eukaryota; Viridiplantae; Streptophyta; Magnoliopsida; Poales; Poaceae. Gene Ontology annotation, cellular component: chloroplast.
AUUAUGAAAUUCUUGCAUCCAAACAUGUUCAUCCAAUAUCAAAUUUCUAAUUCAGUAGGAUUGUAGCUCCAGCCGGUAAAACCCUAACUCUCCUAAGUCAUAAACCCUCCUAGCUUUCUCACCCUUGGCUGGACUGCUGAAGCCGAGGUCGAGCAAUGCCGUAGACUGAAGCAGAGCAGCGCCGCCCCCGCCCGCCAUGUCGAUCCGCGCCGCGCUCCACCUCCGCCGCUUGUUCUCCACGGACGCCGCCCUCACGCCGCCGAAGCUGCGGAACCUACCCUACCGCCUCCGCCACGCCGCCGUCCCGGCCGCGCGCGCCGCCGUCUCCGAGUACCUCCACUCCACGCGCUGCCUCCCGUCCUCCCACGCCGACUCCAUCGUCGCGCACUCCCCGCGCUCCCUCCUCUCCUUCCUCGCCGCGCUCCCUGCCGUGCCGGGCUCCCUCCCCACCGCGGAGCUCCCUUCCCUCCUCCGCCGCCACCUCAGCUUUCACCCGCUCAACGAGCUCCCCUUCUUCCUCGAAUCAAUCGGCGCGCCCGCCGCGGCGCCCCCCCGCUCCGACCUCAUGUUCCUCGCCGACCACCCCACUCUGCUCGACGCCGUCGCCGCGCUCGCGCACUUCGGAUUCCCAUGGUCACGCCUCGGUCUCCUCUUCCCCGCCGUCCUCCUCGACGUGCCCCCGGACCUUAUCUCAGCUCGCCUCACCGCUCUCGAGGCCCGCCUCCACCGGCUCCCGCGCGCCGCCAUCAUCGCUGCCUGCCUCACCUUCCCAUCGCUUCUUGAGCGCGAUCUAUCCGAUUGCGACCCACUCGUUAAGGAUCUCGGCGCCACGUUCAGAGGAUUGGGUCCGGAUUUGGGGGCAAGCAAUGACAUUGACGCGUUCUCGGGCGUGUGCCGGAGGAUGCGGAUGUUCUAUGAUGCCGGGGCAGAGAUUGGUAGCAUUGGGGGACUUGCCGGCAGCAGCUGGAGAGUGUUUCUUGAGCUCAGGGAAAAGAGGAUUGCUGAGAGGUUAUGGUUCUUCAAGGAUCUUGGGAUGCCCGGGAAGGAGCUGGGAAGGUUCUUGCUAAGCAAUGCCAAGCUUUUUGAUCAUGAUUUCUCUGAUGUAGUGAUCUCGGUGCCAGAGUAUCUGCUGAGGGUUGGUUUGGUGGAGGAUGAGGUUAAUGCGGCUAUAGAGAAACAUCCAUAUGUUGUUGGGAAGAACCAGCUGGAGAACCUCCCCAGGGUGCUGCGGGCAAUGAAGCUGGAGCAUCGGUUCCUGGAGAAGAUCUCGGUUGGUGGGGAGAACUUGCGUUAUUUAUCACCUUAUUUUGCUUUGGAGGUUGAUAGCUAUGAUGCAGAGGUUGAGAGGGCUUUCUUGGAUGGGAUGGCUAAGGUCAAGGCUGACAAGAAAGCACAGCAUGUGGACAGCAAGCUGGAGUUCUUGAAAAGCAUUGGGUAUGGUGAGAACGAGAUAGCCACCAAGGUGAUUCCUGUCCUUCACAGCACUAAGGAUUUCCUGCAGGAGCGGUUUGACUACCUUCUGGAAAGAGGGGUGGAGUAUACAAUGCUGUGUCGGAUCUUGACUGUUUUUCCAAAGGUGCUGAACCAGGGCAAGGAUAUGCUCAAUGAGAAGUUGAAUUAUCUCACAGAGGAGCUGGGCUACUCCAUAGAGUACCUUGAUUGCUUCCCUGCAUUUCUGUGCUUUGAUUUGGAGAACAGGGUCAAGCCUAGGUAUACAAUGCUUCGGUGGCUCCGAGAGCAUGGCCUACUUAGAAAACAAUUAGCCCCUGCAACAGUGCUUGCUAACUCGGAGAAGAGAUUCAUUACUACUCUCCACCUUGUGCAUCCUGCAGUUCCAAAGUUGUGGCUUGAGAGCUUCUCUUCAAGAAUGCAUAUGGAGUGUUAUCUCAAGAAUAUUUAUCAUCAGCAUUCAGACAACAAAUAGUUAGAUGUCUGGAAUCAUAUUGACAUGAUUGUUAGAGGUACAAAGUAUUUUUUUUUCAUGUGCAUCCUUUCCCUGUUAGACAUAGCAGCUUUACAUUUGGGAAAAUUCUUUGCUCCUGCAUAUAUAGCAGUAAGCUGCAGGAUGUAGGAUGAAAUGGGAUAUAUACCAACUAGAUAGCAGAACUUGAUUUUUGGUAAAACUGUGCUGUAAAUUUGAACUCUGUUCAGUCUUCCACUAGCGCUCCUGUGGCUAUACAGUAUGCACUGAUUGGAACAUGUAACAUGUUGUAUUCAUCUCAUCCCUGAUAACAGCUAACUGCCAUUUUUAUCUGGUAGCACUAAA